Messenger RNA from Ziziphus jujuba (common jujube), 1399 nucleotides. RefSeq names its product dehydration-responsive element-binding protein 2F. Gene Ontology annotation, molecular function: transcription cis-regulatory region binding; DNA-binding transcription factor activity. The record is from RefSeq and is a predicted model, not a curated record. Gene Ontology annotation, biological process: response to stress; positive regulation of DNA-templated transcription. The coding region runs from base 293 to 1171 and encodes 292 amino acids. The transcript has a single exon. NCBI's taxonomy places the organism in Eukaryota, Viridiplantae, Streptophyta, Magnoliopsida, Rosales, Rhamnaceae. Gene Ontology annotation, cellular component: nucleus.
ACAUACGUCUGUGCAGGCAUAUAUGACCGUAUAUAUAGUACACGCCAAUUAUAUUUGUAUUUUGCUUAGAGAAAUCCCAGAGGAAUUUAGCUGACCCAUAAGACCAACGGUCACAUGGGCUUGGAAAGUUUACCAAAACGUGACCACAUUUAAACCAAACUGCUUUCUCACUCCCUACAUAUCCCGCGCCCUUCACUCUAUGCUUUGCACUCCCCCAAAGCCUCUCUACUCCACUCUCACUCUCACUCCCUCGCCAGCACCUUCUCUCUGAUAUUCUUCCCCAAAACAUACCAUGGAAAAUUACAAAAAAUCUCCAUUGAAGCCGUGGAAGAAAGGUCCAACAAGAGGCAAAGGUGGGCCUCAGAAUGCCACAUGUGAAUACAGAGGAGUAAGACAGAGAACUUGGGGCAAAUGGGUUGCUGAAAUCAGAGAGCCCAAGAAGAGGACCAGGCUCUGGUUGGGCUCUUUUGCCACAGCUGAAGAAGCUGCCAUGGCUUAUGAUGAGGCUGCAAGGAGACUCUAUGGUCCAGAUGCUUAUCUCAAUCUUCCUCAUCUCCAAAGCAAUUCCAGCAAUUCUCCUAUCAAAUCUCAAAAGUUCAAAUGGUUUCCUUCUAAGAAUUUCAUCUCCAUGUUUCCCUCUUGUGGUUUGCUCAAUAUAAAUGCACAGCCUAGUGUGCAUGUCAUACACCAAAGACUCCAAGAGCUGAAGCAAAAUGGGGUCCUCAGCCAAACCACUUCUUCUUCGUCUACUUCAUCUUCCUCUGAUUCGAAACAACUCGAAGCGGUUCAGAUCACAACCCAAUUGGAAAAUCCAUCAGAGAAAGAGAAAGACAUGGAGAUUUCAUCGGAUAAGAUGGUGAAAGAUCAAGAUCAAGAUCAGGAGAAGCCACAGAUUGAUCUCAACGAGUUUCUUCAGCAGCUGGGUGUGCUGAAAGGAGGAAGAGAGGCAGAAGAAGGAAGCUGCUAUGCAGUGCCAGAAUCCCCAUUCAAAGAACUCAAUGAUCAUGAACUUGGAGAUUUUACUGAGCAGAGUUUCGAUUGGGAUACGUUGAUGGAGAUGCAGGGGAUUCAUGCUGAUGAUGAUCAAGCAGCAGAAGCUAAUAAUAGUACCUUUCAAGCCUAUGAUGUUAAUGAAGAACUGGGUUUCCCCAAUUCCAUUUGGAACUUUUAGGAAUGAUUCAGCUGAUUUUGGACUCGAAAAGAAACAAACUAUAGGAACUAGCUAGCUUUCCAAGCCUUCCACUGAGAAGGAAACUUUGUUAGAAAUAGACAUUAGACUGAACUGGCUGCUUAAAACUGGGCCAUAGAUUAAAUUUUCUUAAAAGCUGUACUGCUAGUUCCAUUUUCUCUUGUCACAUUUCUAUAGCUUGGUAGAAAGGAAUCUGUUCACUUUUGACUA